Messenger RNA from Lineus longissimus, 2802 nucleotides. RefSeq names its product potassium voltage-gated channel subfamily S member 3-like. The record is from RefSeq and is a predicted model, not a curated record. The transcript is spliced from 4 exons. Lineage: Eukaryota; Metazoa; Nemertea; Pilidiophora; Heteronemertea; Lineidae. Bases 1 to 1566 code for a protein of 521 amino acids. Gene Ontology annotation, cellular component: voltage-gated potassium channel complex; membrane. Gene Ontology annotation, molecular function: voltage-gated potassium channel activity. Gene Ontology annotation, biological process: protein homooligomerization; potassium ion transmembrane transport.
AUGGAAAGGCCCUGCCUACAGUUGCAUGAGACGAUCAAAUUUGCAGCUUAUAGACAGAACUUGGUGCAGACCUCAAAGGCCAGCGGUGGAAGUGACGUCAUCGAAUCUUUCAGACCGGAUCUGGAAGUUAUGACUUUCAAUAUCGGAGGCACCAAGUUCCAGACUUCGCGACGCUCCUUGCUAGCGAUACCGAACACGAAGCUGGCUGACAUAGACAUGCAUAGAACUCAGUAUCCAAUGAUAAAAGGGGCCUAUUGGUUUGACAAGAACCCGACUGUUUUCGCCGCCAUAUUGGAUUGUUUGCGGAAUGGUGCCCUGCACGUGCCAGACGGGAUUUGUACAUCAGCAUUUUUACACGAAAUGUGUUACUGGCAGAUACCCAAGUCCUAUAUCGCCUCCUGCUGUUUGUCCAAAGUUGCUGCUUCUAGUUCGGAGAAAGAGGCUGCAGACGUCGUUUGGAAAGAAAUGAUUGACGAAGACCCGGAUAGGUUUUCCAAGCAGUUACCAUUCUUAACGGGAGUACGCAAGUUACAGAUGCAGGCCUGGUUGUUUUUAGAAUAUUCGAAUUACUCUACCCCAGCUUUGAUUUGGGCCAUUUUAUACAAUAUUGUCCUUGUAUUGUCGAUAGUGCUACAAGGACUAGAGACGUGCUCCAUAUUCCAGGAAGAUAUUCCAAUAGAUAACAACUCAUACACCAGUCAGGCUCUGACCACUAAUCCAGUCACAACGGUCACACGAUCAGAAUGUCCCAACACUAUUGAUAAACCACAGGAGGCACGGAGACCGUUACGAUUCUUCUUCUAUGUCAAUAUCUCGAUGAUAUCUUUCUUUAUCGUGGAGUUACUACUGCGCUUUUUCAUUGCCCCGUCCAAGAGAUCGUUUUUUUCUUGUCCUUACAACAUUAUCGACUUUAUCACGAAUGUUUUACUCACCGUUAUGUUGGUUGUGGAGAAUACGUGCGAAAACUCAAAAAAACCUGCCUGUACCUACAUCAAAUAUAUCGCGGGUCUCUGUAAGGUGAUGAGGGUCAUCCGCAUUAUGAAACUCUCGCGAUGUUUUGCGGGAUUGAAGGUCCUGCUGCUCGUAUUCAGGAGAUCAUUCUACGAGUUAUUGACUCUAAUGUCUUUUUUGUUGGUCGGAAUGUUGAUGUUCUCAACUAUGAUAUAUUACGCGGAGUUACAUAGCGGGAGUCGAAUGAGCAAUGUGCCGCUCGCCUAUUGGUGGAGCUUGGUGACGAUGACAACUGUAGGCUACGGAGACUACUAUCCGACAACUGCGCCUGGAUACGUCAUUGCCAUAAUGUGUGCUAUUUGUGGAAUAAUAAUAACAGGACUGGCCAUUCCGAUAUUGGGAAAUAAUUUUGCCAAGUAUUAUGACUUGGUGGCAAGCUGCAAGGCCAAGAUGUUAGGAAAAGAGGAACGAGCUGAUCCUAACUACCCCCGACCCGCUAUUGUCGAAAAUGGUAACUUAGUAUAUCAGAAAGAAAACGUACGAAAAAACACUCAAUACGCCAACAACAGUUUUUCGAUGAUGGUAUCCGAGACAAAUGGAGCAGGACUCCAUUGACUGAAGCAGAGGAAUACACCAGUUAUAGAUGGAAUGGGACUCCUUGUAGCAAAUAAGUAAAGCAGGCAGGCACUGGUUAUUAAUGCUAUCUAUGGGAUCGCCUCUCAAGGAGUUCGGAGCAUUUAGCGCCCGGAACCUGUCACUUGAAACGAGGUGGGGUUCAUCCCAAGCUCAACCUCAACCUUCCUGUGGCUUGAGUGGCAUUCAGCAUAACACGCGAUCAAUCUGAUGGUACGGACGCUACCUAAAGGUGUGUGACUUUGCAAAAUGAGACAGUGGCAUCAGCUUCAGCAAUGGUGCGAUAUUAGUCGGGUAAGCUAGUGUUAAUCAUAUGUCCUGGAAUAAGGUAUGCAUGACGGUUGGGUAUGCUGAAUAAGUAAACAUAAACAAAAACGGGCAACCUGAUUGGCCAGAAUGCCAUCACGUGAUGAAUUCAUUUGGACAACGGUAGUGGGGAACAAGGUCACUGGAAUUGUAUUCAGCCAGAGCAGUUAGUUAUUGAGUUUUCGAAUAUAGAUGACGAUACCCAUGCUCUUGUCUAAAUCUGCCCCCAAUCGUAAUGGCAACAAUUCGAGUUUUUAUUCUGAUUUGGGCCACGUACAAGUGAUAUUUUCUCGUUCUUUAUCUACCUUGUAUCAUUGAGCCACCUAGUGAAGGAGACUAUUUUAAUGUGCGGCUACUAUAAAUAUACACACUGUAUCAGGUGGCCGUCAGCCGAGAUGAAAUAUUUACCGAUGAAUAAGCACUCUUAAGUGAAUUUUCUGGACAUAGUAAGGCCUACAUGAACAAUCAUGUGGUCGAUCCAGGGCUGGCGCGAUACCAGUCAGGCCAACUCAUGAAAGUUGAUGGUCUCAAUUUUUUUGUGUAAGGUUGCUAAACAGCUUUAAAAUCUGCUCUUAUUAUCAAUCAUUCGCCCAAACUGGCCUGUUAUAAUAUGCGUCUUUGCUCGGCCGAUGUGGCCUGUUAUAAUAUGCGUCUUUGCUCGGAUGUGGCCUGUUAUAAUAUGCGUCUUUGCUCGGAUGUGGCCUGUUAUAAUAUGCGUCUUUGCUCGGAUGUGGCCUGUUAUGAUAUGCGUCUUUGCUCGGAUGUGGCCUGUUAUAAUAUGCGUCUUUGCUCGGAUGUGGCCUGUUAUAAUAUGCGUCUUUGCUCGGAUGUGGAUAAAAUAUACCAAUUCAUCAAUUUCAGUCGUUUUGAACAAAUUAGCUAUGUAUUUAAUGCAUUUAUUUGAUAUCUCUU